UCAAAUUAAAAAAAUCACUGGAAAUACUCAGAUUUGGUAGCAACUGUGAGAGAAAAAGUAGAACAUCAGUUGGAUGACUUGUCAUUGCAACCAUUUUAAAUACUUUUUACUUCAGAUAAUUUGUAGUACUUUGAUUUGGCUGAAAUAUAAAAGUUUUACGUUGUGCUGCGUGAAUUAUUUACAGCUUUAAGAACUGGCACUUUCGAUGUCCACAAUAAAUAUGUGAGAAAUUUAGAGUAUGCACAUGUGCAGUUACACUCAGAAGUCCAAAAGUUUCUACAGAGGGACUAUGCUUGACUCACACUGCUCCAGGAUGUGUGGAUAGGCAUGACUCUGACUGUGAGCAGCACACACAGAGGAACUCAGCAAGAUAGUAUCUAUGAAGGGUCAACAUUUUGUGCAGUGACCCUUCAUCAGGACUCUGAAUGUGAUACACUUUAGUUCAAGUUCUGUCUAAAUGGUUGAACUUCAUUCUCACCAAACAAUUGAUACUAGAGAGUACAAUCAUCACAGCAAUAUUUGAUUCUGCGCUUCGUGCUUUUCUGGAUACUUGCAAAGUGCAGAACGGUGGCAAGUUGAACGGCAUCAGAACCUCAGCGUCGCCUCAGUGAAUUGCCGAGAGGAAGAUUUUUCAGAUUCAGAAGUAAACCUGGACCAGAUCGUGUACAACACUCAACCAAACUGCAAUAGAUUAAGAAUGUCCAACAAAGCGACAAUAGCAUUCAUGGUUGUGUAUGGAAUCAUAAUGCAUUGCAAUGUCUACUGUGCACCGACCGGAAUGGAGUACCCGGGACUCAGGGACGAAGAUGAGGCAUAUGAUGAAAAAGGAAACUCACUACCCGAUUUGACCUAUGAAACUGAUGGAAAUGGCAUCCGAACUCCUUCAUCGAUGAUUUAUGACCAAAAAACGUUAUACAAUCUGCCGGAGAAAAGAACGGGGAGAAGUGCUGACAUGAUGUUUAAUAAACAGCUAAGCAACGCUUUGACAAGCGGAUAUGUAAGAGACUUUCUAAAGUCACACUUUAUGAAAAAACGCGAUGGUGGCAGCAAUGUUGAGAAGGAUACGGAACCCUUGUCAAAGCGACAUUCCGAUGGCAUCUUUACCGACAGCUACAGCCGCUACAGGAAACAGAUGGCUGUCAAGAAAUACCUGGCAGCUGUCCUGGGGAAAAGCCCUGAAGAUAUUAAUAUUCUCCAAAUUUUCGAGGACAUAUUCUUUGAUGCCCUGCUUAGUCUGCUUGAAUGGGUUUAUGGUAUUGGUUUGGGAGAAUUGCUGCAGCAGAUGCCCUUGUCGGCAAAUUGACCCAGCAGGAUGCAGCUUGCAGCUUUGGUGCCUUGAUUCGUCAUUUAUAUCGACAUGAAUUACGAGGGUUUAUUUUUUUCUUUUUCUUUUAAAAGCGGCCCUACAUUGCUGCAACACAUCAGCUUACAUUUGAGACUCUUACAGUUCGCGGAUCUUGUGGUAUUUCGUUGCAAAGUUGUGUUGAGUCGGUGAUUUCUGUACCUCACUAAGUGUGGUGUUCAGCCUGUGAGACUACUAAUUAUUCUAAACACUUCAAUAAAAUGUUCUGCUUCGUUAAUGUUCGCGUGACCAAACCACCUUAUGUAUAAUUAUAGGGACACGAGAUGCCUUACUAAACUUUA
Molecule: messenger RNA, 1644 nt
Organism: Hypanus sabinus (Atlantic stingray)
Lineage: Eukaryota; Metazoa; Chordata; Chondrichthyes; Myliobatiformes; Dasyatidae
Product: glucagon family neuropeptides-like
Exons: 8
Coding region: 698-1303 (201 amino acids)
Biological process (GO): neuropeptide signaling pathway; positive regulation of GTPase activity; positive regulation of ERK1 and ERK2 cascade
Cellular component (GO): extracellular region; perikaryon; neuron projection
Molecular function (GO): peptide hormone receptor binding; pituitary adenylate cyclase activating polypeptide activity; neuropeptide hormone activity
Source: RefSeq, a predicted model, not a curated record